Messenger RNA from Oreochromis aureus, 2263 nucleotides. It is a transcript of the gene cracr2b, whose product is annotated as calcium release activated channel regulator 2B. Lineage: Eukaryota; Metazoa; Chordata; Actinopteri; Cichliformes; Cichlidae. Gene Ontology annotation, biological process: regulation of exocytosis; protein localization to plasma membrane; cellular response to insulin stimulus. Gene Ontology annotation, molecular function: GTP binding; GTPase activity; calcium ion binding. The record is from RefSeq and is a predicted model, not a curated record. The transcript is spliced from 18 exons. Gene Ontology annotation, cellular component: trans-Golgi network transport vesicle; dendritic spine; endosome. The coding region runs from base 124 to 2082 and encodes 652 amino acids.
AUUACGGUAAUCUACCUGUCACGCGAGGUCGUCACUGCCACCCAGCGGCGUAAGUAAGUGUUUGAACGCCUCCGAGGUGAUCAAAGGUAAUGACUGGAGACCUGAGUUCAGCACACCGCAGCAAUGUCUAAGUGGCUGAACGAUGAUGAGGUGCUGGUGGGUGAAGGCAGUGGCGAGGCAGUGCAACUGAGCCCCAGAAUGCGGACUCUGCCGCCUGGGAGCCCCAGAUCAGGCCACGGGCGUAGUCCGCUGGCUUCACCCCGCAGCAGGGAGCCGGUUCCUCUGAGCCCGCUGGCAAAGACCAUGAGCAAGGCCAAACAGCUGUUUCUGCUCUGUGACAAAGAGGGAAAAGGGUUCAUCACAAAGCAGGACAUGCAGAGGUUACAGUGGGAGUUGCCACUGACCCCUGAACAGCUAGAAACCGUCUUUGACAGUCUGGACAGAGAGGGCAAUGGUUACCUCACUCCUGUGGAGUUCAACACUGGGCUCGGUGAGCUGGUGGAGCUGGAGGAGAUGACAGACCUGGAUCAGGAUGAAGCAGAAGAAGAACUGGACGAGGCGGACUUUUCUCAGGACCCCAGUGCUGUUAGAUUUGUAAACACACUAAUGGAGCUUGGCGCUGACAAACUUUUCAAAGAUCAGCAGGAGCUCUGUACUCUGUGGUGUGAGCUCCAGAGAGACCGACCAGAGAUGCUGAGCAUCCUAGAGGGCAUCUUGGUCCAUGCAGUGUCCCAUUUACAAGACACCGUCAAAGAGAGAGACAGUCUGGAACAAGCCUUACGCAGACGGGAGAGCGAACAUGAUCAGGUCGUUCGGUCUAUAUAUGAGGAAAUGGAAAGUCAAAUCAGAGAGGAGAGAGAGAAGCUCCUUGCUCAGGACAGUAUUAAACAGAAGGAGAAAGGGCAAAAACUUGAGGAGGAGCUGAGGAUGCGGGAACAGGAGUUGGAGAAUACGCUGAAAAAACAGACGGAGCUUGAGACCCGAAUGCGCCAGCUGAGCCACGAGCAAGUAAACAUCAAAGAGCAGAACCAGCAGCUUCAGGACCUCAACAUGCAGUUACAGGAGCAGGUGGAGCGCAACAAAGAACAGUUGCAGGCUGCGUUGGCUCAGCUCAACUUGGCGCAGAUCAGCAAUGCACAAGAACAACUGGCCAGACAGAGAAACGUGAUGAAGGUGUCAAGAAACAUGAAGAAAGAGAAAGAGAGUCUUUUGAGACAACUGGAGAUAUUGAGGGAUAUGAACAAAAGGCUGCGAGAUGAGAAAGACGCCCAACAGUCUCAGAAGAGGACUCCAAAUGUCACACAGGCUUUGCAGAAGAGAGGGUCAGUUAUAGGUAACUACUUACUGGAGGACAAGCCAAUGAAAAGACAGCUGUGCUCUGCUGAUGAGUUGGAGCAGGACAAAAAGACAGAGGUGACAAUAUCCUCCAAGAAACACCAACCGUCAUGUAGAGUCAGGGGUGAAAAUGUUGAACAGACCCAAACUCAGAGCAAAGCUGUCAGUACUCAGCAAGUGUUCAAGGUUGUGUUUCUGGGUAACUCGGGGGUGGGUAAGAGCUCCUUCAUCCAGUAUUAUUGCACAGGGCGCUUCGACAGUAAAGUCAGCACUACCGUUGGUAUAGAUUUUAAGAUGAAGACUAUAACUGUGGACUCCACCACCAUCAUCCUGCAGCUGUGGGACACUGCAGGGCAGGAGAGGUUUCGCAGCAUCACCGAGCAGUACUACCGAAAGGCCGACGGCAUCCUUGCCAUGUAUGAUGUAACGCACUCCGCCUCCUUCACUGCAGUGAGAGGAUGGAUGGACUCCAUCAGGGAGAAGAUGUGUGAAGGUGCUGUACUGAUGCUGCUGGGGAACAAGCUGGACUUGGCAGAUAAUCAGUGUAGAGAAGUGAAAACAGAAGAGGGUCAAAAACUGGCAAAGCAACAUCAGGCUUUGUUUUAUGAGUGCAGUGCCAGGAAUGGAUUGAACGUAGAGGAGCUAAUGAAUCACCUGGCAGGGAUGUUGGUAACCCAGCAUGAACGCCAGUGUGAAGAUGCACUUCUACUGACUGAGAACACGCCUAAAAGAAGUUGCUGUACAUGAACAGUUGAGGACAGGCUUUUGAAAAGACUGAAACUGCCUCCAGGUGUCUCUUCUUUGGUUCAGUGGAGCCAUGUUGUAUCCCACACCAACAGUAGAUCAUCACGUCGUGACGUCACGUCAGGCAUUUUUCUGUGAACAAGUUUACUGAAGAGAAUAAUGUUUUCCUUUGGGUUUAUGCAUC